AUGAGCGCUCGUGAAGCAUUUAUACAAAAGCAGCGCGAGUACGAAGAGAUAUUGGAAAGGGUGAAGGAGGAAGUAGAAGGAACACAGCGUGAACUCUCUCAAGCUCAUGAAACGAUUCGUCGACUUGAAAGACGGGUUCAAAAACUGAAAGGUAAAUUUGAAUUAAAUGUUCCACAAAGAGAACUUGAAAGGAAAACUGCGGCUGAACAGAAUCUCUCUCUGAAGCACAAACUUGAUGAGCUGACAGCUGAUCUUGAAGCAGUAAAAGACAGUCAGAAGGCUAUCGAACCUGACACCAUACAAAUGGGGAACAAACGUGCCUCACAAGAGAAUCUCUUUCUGAAGCACAAACUUGAUGUGAGUUUCGUGAGGUUUUUGAGUUGUGCUCUCUGUCACAGUUGGGGUCAGAUGCACCUUUUUAAAGAAGCUCUUAAAAUUUUUGAUUCUUCUUUAGGAGCUGACAGCUGUUCUUGA
Messenger RNA from Enterobius vermicularis (human pinworm), 474 nucleotides. The record is from the annotation of a GenBank genome assembly. Lineage: Eukaryota; Metazoa; Nematoda; Chromadorea; Rhabditida; Oxyuridae.